Messenger RNA from Leishmania braziliensis MHOM/BR/75/M2904, 294 nucleotides. Its product is annotated as dynein-associated roadblock protein-like protein. Gene Ontology annotation, cellular component: cytoplasmic dynein complex; cytoplasm. Gene Ontology annotation, biological process: microtubule-based movement. Bases 1 to 294 code for a protein of 97 amino acids. Gene Ontology annotation, molecular function: dynein intermediate chain binding. Lineage: Eukaryota; Euglenozoa; Kinetoplastea; Trypanosomatida; Trypanosomatidae. The transcript has a single exon. The record is from RefSeq and is a predicted model, not a curated record.
AUGUCAGAGAUCGAGGAAACGUUUCAGCGCAUCAGCCAGCGACCCAAUGUGGCUGGGAUUAUUGUAGUGGACAAUGAAGGUACUCCUAUCCGAAGCACUAUUGAGGACACUGUAGUACAAAACCAAUAUGCACACCUGAUUACAUCACUUGCUGCUAAAGCACGCCAUUGUGUUCGUGACUUAGACCCGACGAACGACCUCUGCUUCCUUCGCAUCCGCUCGAAAAAGAACGAGAUCAUGGUUGCGCCAGACAAAGACUUCAUCCUGAUUGUUAUUCAGAACAUUGUCGAGUAG